CUCUCUGUAAAACGAGAGAUAGCGCGUUGGUACUCGGUCUGUUGCUACUCCAAUCGACAAACCUUAGUAUCACAGCUGUAUAACGUGCGCACGUUGAUGCCUUUAUAAGAAAUAAAUAAUAAUACUAUAGUUAGUCAAGAUAUAUUAUUAGAGAUGAAGAGGUUGUGAAGAAAUGUGAAGUUUUUAAUUAACUCGUUUAAAUGGUUAAUUAAUAAUGCUUUUCUCUUUAUUAUUUAAUAUAAUAAACGAUUACAUAUAAAUAAUUUCAAGAAUAGUGUAUACAUAUAUAUGUAAAUAACACAUAAUAUGUAUGCUGUGGCAAUAGUAAUGUAUAGUGCAUAGUAAAAGCAAGCAAGCUACUUUUGAAUUACUGGUUACCUUUUAUGGUAAUUGAAUGAAAAAAAAAACAGAAAAGAUAUAAAUAAAAGUAUUUGGCUAGUGUAUUUUUCAACGUAAAGUGAUAAAAAGUAAGAAUAUUUCAUACUCAUAAAAAUUAAUAUAGUUAAUAAUUAUAAGUGACAAGGAUAAAUUUAAAACGUGCAAUAAUUACAAUUAUAUAUUACUAAUUGUAAUAAAUAUUUAUAUUAUAAUAAUACAUCUCAUCGAAAUUGAUUUAUUAAGCCAUGGUGCGAUAUAGUUUUUUAAUAUCAUUAAUGAUAUGGGUACCUGGUGUACUAUCAUCUCUUCCACCGCCAGAAAGACUGACUGGCAUGAAUCCUUGUAUUAGCAAACAAACUUGUCAUGAAUGCAUACAAACGCCUCAUUGUGCCUGGUGUGCUGCUCCAAAAUUCAAUGAAAAACGUUGCUUCCUUCCAAACAUUAACACUAAAAUAUUUGCAACAUGUCCUGAAGAAUUUACGUGGAAUCCAGACAAUGUAUUUAGUAUGGUACGCCAUCGAAAUUUAACAAAAGGUGGAUACGUAGGUGUUGGAGAAUAUUCCGGAUCAAGUUUUUCUUCAAGCUCUAGUAGUUCAUCUUGGAGUAGUAAAAGUUCUAGUAGUAGUAGUAGUUCAGCAUCAGGAAAUAGACAAGAUGCCGUACAAAUAUGGCCUCAAGAAGUUAAUUUGAAACUACGAAUAAAUGAAGCUCACAGAAUGUCAUUCGCCUAUUCACAAGCUGAAGAUUAUCCAGUUGAUUUAUACUAUCUUAUGGAUCUCAGUAAAUCGAUGGAAGAUGAUAAACAAAAACUAUCGGAUUUAGGGCAACUACUUGUGGAAAGUAUGAGUAAAAUAACAAGCAAUUUCCGGUUAGGAUUUGGUAGCUUUGUUGAUAAAGUGGUGAUGCCUUAUGUAAGCACAAUACCAAAAGCUUUAAAAGAGCCUUGUGAUGGAUGUGCUGCACCCUACGGAUAUAAAAAUGUCAUGAGACUGUCUACAGAUACUAGUGAAUUUGCCAGUUUAGUAAGUAAUGCAUCAGUAUCCGGUAAUCUAGAUGCCCCUGAGGGUGGUUUUGAUGCUAUCAUGCAAGCUAUUGUAUGUAGAAAUGAAAUUGGUUGGCGUGAAAAAGCUCGUAGACUAUUAGUAUUUUCAACAGAUGCUGGAUUUCACUUCGCUGGAGAUGGAAAAUUAGGAGGAAUUAUUCGACCUAAUGAUGGCCUAUGUCAUCUUGAUCAUACUGGACUUUAUACUCAUUCAUCACUACAAGAUUAUCCAAGUAUCUCACAAAUUAAUUUAAAAGUUAAACAAAAUGCUAUUAAUAUCAUUUGGGCUGUUACCGAAGAACAAAUAAGUGUUUAUAAGAGGCUAACAAAACAUGUAGAAGGCUCAUUUGCUGGUAAAUUAUCUAAUGAUUCAAGUAAUAUUGUCGAAUUGAUCAGAGAACAAUAUGAUAAAAUUUCAAGUUCAGUUGAAAUGAAAGAUACAGCAAGUAGUGUUAUUAAAGUAAGAUAUCUUUCUAGUUGUUUAAAUGAUGGUCCACUCAUUGAAACAUCAAAAUGUGAUGGUCUAAAAGUUGGCACUAAAGUUGAAUUUAUUGCUGAAAUCGAAGUAACUAGUUGUCCUGCCAAUCGAUCAGAGUGGAAACAAAAAUUUGACAUUUACCCUGUAGGUAUUAAUGAAACACUAACUGUCAAUUUAGAAAUGCUUUGUGAUUGUCAGUGUGAACAUAGUGGACCAAUGUAUGAAGCAAAAUCUCCAGAAUGUAAUGGCGUAGGUACAUUAAAGUGUGGAGUAUGUGAAUGCUAUGAUGGAUUCUUCGGAAAACGAUGUGAAUGCAGCUCACAUCAAGAAAUAACCGGUUUCGAUAGAAACUUUCAAUCAUGUCGUCCAGAUAAUACUUCUUUAGUUGAUUGUUCUGGACGUGGUACGUGUGCAUGUGGUCAAUGUGAAUGUGAAGAACGAGAAAAUCAUGAAGAGAUUAUUUCUGGACACUUUUGUGAGUGUGAUAACUUUUCAUGCGAUCGAGAUGAUGGAUACCUUUGUUCAAAUCAUGGCACAUGCCAAUGUGGACAAUGUAUUUGUAAUGCAGGUUGGACUGGGCCCAGUUGUAGAUGUCGAUCUUCUAAUGAUACUUGUAUCGCUCCAGGUACUACCAACGGUGUUUUAUGUUCUGGACACGGAGACUGUGUUUGUGGUGAAUGUAUUUGUCAUGAAGUUGGUAAUAUACGAUACUCCGGAAAACAUUGUAACAAAUGUCCUACUUGUCCUAGUCGUUGUGAAGAACUGAAGCCUUGUGUUCAGUGUUUGACUUAUAAAACAGGAAACUUAACAGAAAGUGAAUGCAAUAAGCUCUGUACCGAGUUUGUUCCAGAGACAGUAGAAUCUAUUGUUGUUGAUGUAGAUAAUGACGAAGUUGCAUGCUAUGGAAUCGAUGAAUAUGAUUGUAAAUACAAUUUCGUAUAUUAUUACGAUAAUCAAAAUUGUCUUAAAGUAAAGGUUCAAGCUGAACGAGAAUGUCCAUCGCCUGUCUACGUACUUGGAAUAGUUUUAGGUGUCAUUGCUGCAAUUGUUCUCAUAGGACUUGCAUUUUUACUUUUAUGGAAAUUAUUAACAACUAUACAUGACCGCCGAGAAUUCGCUAAAUUCGAAAGGGAACGAAUGAUGGCCAAAUGGGAUACGGGAGAAAAUCCUAUUUACAAACAAGCAACGUCUACAUUCAAGAACCCAACUUAUGCAGGAAAAUAAAAAAUAAGAAGAUAAGAUGAACGGACGUUAGAACAAUUAUUGUUAAAAAUCAA
Molecule: messenger RNA, 3175 nt
Organism: Chelonus insularis
Lineage: Eukaryota; Metazoa; Arthropoda; Insecta; Hymenoptera; Braconidae
Gene: mys
Product: myospheroid
Exons: 6
Coding region: 624-3122 (832 amino acids)
Biological process (GO): cell-matrix adhesion; cell adhesion mediated by integrin; cell migration
Cellular component (GO): focal adhesion; cell surface; integrin complex
Molecular function (GO): integrin binding
Source: RefSeq, a predicted model, not a curated record